Molecule: messenger RNA, 2396 nt
Organism: Rhododendron vialii
Lineage: Eukaryota; Viridiplantae; Streptophyta; Magnoliopsida; Ericales; Ericaceae
Product: probable L-type lectin-domain containing receptor kinase S.5
Exons: 2
Coding region: 3-2222 (739 amino acids)
Biological process (GO): protein phosphorylation
Cellular component (GO): plasma membrane
Molecular function (GO): ATP binding; protein kinase activity; carbohydrate binding
Source: RefSeq, a predicted model, not a curated record
UGAUGGGCUUGGCCAUGAAGCUCCCUACGAUAGCCGCCGUGGUCCUCUGUUUUACAGCAGUCGCCGCCGAGAACCUCAAGACUUUCACCCUGACGCACGGGCCAUUCAAUUCGAGCAAUUCUGAUAUAUUCCAGUUCGAGGGCGCUGCUGGCUUUUUCGACAACUCACUCCAAAUAACCCAGGUCUUUUUCAGCAACAGUGAUACGCUGAACCUUCAAAAUUCCGUGGUCGCCCUGCCAGCGAAUCAAGCCGGACGAGUGAUGCUGAACCAAUCAUUCAAGUUGUGGGAACAAGGUUACAACAAAACCUCGGACAGGAUUGCCUCGUUCAACUCCUCCUUCCUCUUUAACAUCGACCCGUUUAGUGGUAGCGCUAUGGGCGAAGGACUGGCCUUCAUCAUAGCCCCGAACAUGUCCCUUCCGUCAAACAGUUCAGGCCAAUAUCUGGGCCUGACCAACAUUGACACCGACGGCCACCCUGACAACCAAUUGUUCGCCAUCGAGCUCGACAACGUCAAGCAGGAUUUUGAUCCGGAUGCUAACCACGUGGGACUUAAUAUAAACAGCAUCAUAUCUAAUGUUACUACCCCUUUGACCCCAUGGGGAAUUGAAAUUGCUUCAACUAACGAGUACAGCUGGUAUUACAAUGUGUGGGUCCAGUACGACGGGAUCAAUAAGGUCAUUGAGGUGUACAUUGCACAACAAGCCGAGCCUAAUGGGGAGACGCCCUCGCGACCCAGUACGCCAGUCUUGAAAUCGAAUCUUGAUUUGGACGCGGUUUUGAAUCAGUACUCAUACUUUGGUUUCUCGGGAUCGACCGGAUCUGGUUCGCAGUUGAACGGUAUCUUUAGGUGGAACUUGACGGUGGACUCCUAUCAGGAGGAUGUUAUCAUUCCGCAGGAUUUGGCUCCCGCUCCGGCUCCGGCUCCGGCUCCCGCUCCCGCUCCCGCUCUCGCUCUCGCUUCCGCUCCCGCUCUGGAGGACAAACAUCCUUCAUUGGAAAGGACUCUCCUUAUAGUUGGGGUUGGUGUUCCACUGCUUGUGAUGGGGGCCGCACUAACGGGGUAUUGUAACCUAUGCAAGAAGCGAUCAGUGGUACAUUUUGAGUCCAAAAUCUUACUAGGGGCCUUGAAGAGAUUGCCAGGAACUCCAAGGGAGUUCCAAUUCAAGGAUCUGAAGAAGGCGACCAACAACUUUGACGAGAAUAACAAGUUGGGUCAGGGUGGUUUUGGGGUAGUGUACCGAGGCCAUCUACAGAAUGAAAAUCUGGAGGUGGCCGUCAAGAGGUUUUCCAGGGAAACUGUAAAGGGUCAGGAUGACUUCUUGGCAGAGCUCACCAUCAUCAAUCGUCUCCGACACAAACACCUUGUCCAACUGCUUGGAUGGUGUCACAAGGAAGGAGAGCUACUACUUGUAUAUGACUACAUGCCUAACGGUAGUCUCGACACACACUUAUUCACUAGAACACCAGACAGGAAGCCACUAAGCUGGGAUUUGCGUUACAAGAUCAUCUUAGGGGUGGCCUCGGCCUUGCACUAUCUACACAACGAGUACGACCAGAGGGUGGUCCACCGGGACAUCAAGGCAAGCAAUAUCAUGCUGGACAACGACUUCAUCACCAAACUUGGGGAUUUUGGCCUCGCCCGUGCUCUGGACAAGGAGAAGACCUCGUAUACGGAGGCCGAGGGCGUGGCAGGUACAUUGGGCUACAUUGCACCUGAAUGCUUCCACACAGGCAAAGCCACCCAACAGUCUGACAUCUACGCGUUCGGUGUAUUCUUGUUGGAAAUAGUUUGUGGCUUGCAACCUGGAACAAAAAUCGAUGAGUUCAACUUCUUGGUUGACUGGGUCUGGUCUUUGCACCGUGAGGGCCGGAUAUUAGAUGCUGUAGAAGAGCGGCUCGAAGAUGAGUAUGUUGUUGAGGAAGCUCAGAAAAUGCUGAUUUUGGCUUUGGCAUGUUCUCAACCGAUGGCAAACGAAAGACCAAAAACUCAAAGAAUAGUUCAAAUCAUAUCCGGUUUAGCUCCAGUGCCCCAUGUGCCACCAUUUAAACCCGCCUUCGUAUGGCCGUCGAUGCCCUCCGUGGAAGAAGAGGAUAUCAUCAGCUCGGCCAAGCACCCGAUGGAGACAAGGUCCUUUCGGACGACCCAUUUGGUAUUAGGCUUUACCCCGGAAUGCAUCAGCCGAGAGCUCUAUGCCAAUGAUAAAUUCAAGACUGUGUAGUUUCUUUCGUCACAAUACCAAGUAUUUUCUCUUCAAAUUUCAACAAUGUUAUAAGAUCAUAAGUGAGUACUGUAGUCUUGUUAUCAUCUUCGAUCGAGAUCUUUUUAAUUAGGUGAUACGUUUUUUUAUUGUAAAAUUACGUGUAUUUUCUUAAAGGACUACAAUUUAGGAAAA